Molecule: messenger RNA, 1116 nt
Organism: Psammomys obesus (fat sand rat)
Lineage: Eukaryota; Metazoa; Chordata; Mammalia; Rodentia; Muridae
Gene: Cxcl13
Product: C-X-C motif chemokine ligand 13
Exons: 4
Coding region: 37-366 (109 amino acids)
Biological process (GO): chemokine-mediated signaling pathway; antimicrobial humoral immune response mediated by antimicrobial peptide; inflammatory response
Cellular component (GO): extracellular region
Molecular function (GO): CXCR chemokine receptor binding; chemokine activity
Source: RefSeq, a predicted model, not a curated record
CUCAGAGCUGAAGGGUGAACUCCACCUCCAGGCAGAAUGAGACUCAGCACAGCAGCCCUGCUUCUCCUACUGGCCAGCUGCCUGUCUCCAGGACACGGUAUCCUGGAGGCCAAUUACACAAACUUAAAGUGCAGGUGUUUCAGCAUGACUUCAACCUUUAUCUAUCCAGGCAUCAUAGAGCGGAUUCAAAUUACACCUCCUGGGAAUGGCUGCCCAAAUUAUGAAGCCGUGAUCUGGACCAAGAGUAAGAAAGUUCUGUGUGUGAAUCCUUAUGCCAGAUGGUUUCAGAAAGUAUUGAGACUUUUUCGGGGCAGAGGCACGUCUUCAACUCCCGUCGCUCCAGUGAAUAAGAGAAGGGCUGCCUGAAGCCAUUACCCUCAGAGGAUGCCUGUAUCCCCCCUUUUAUCCCUGCUCUGAAUUUUAGUUAUGUUCUUAGUUGAAGAAUUUCCAAGAAAAUAAUUUCCCUCUGCAAACAAAGAUGCCUGUAGGUAAACCCCCCCACCACCACAGGAGCUGAAAGGGGAACACUCACAUUUCUCUCAACCUGCAUUCUUGUUCCUUAAUGAAGGACAUUUGAAGAUGGGCAUUUAGUGACAACCCGCUUGAGCUGCAUUUGGUGAUAGGCCUGUCGUUUAAUGUUAAACUGUCCUGAAUUGUAGAGAAAUGAAAACGUACGUGUCGAAUCUGAACCUGUGGCUUGUACUAACAAAAGACUGAUGGGGUGUACUUCAAUUAUUUUACACCCUUGAGAUGAAGAGGUUUCCAGAAUAUUCUCCAGAAGUUUCCUGGGAAGCUGACACAGUACCAGCCUAACGUAAUGCAUUCAGGUUGUGAAAAGCUCAGGAGGGAAAUAGUCCUUCUACUCUGAAAGGUUUCUUGUAUAAGAUUUAUUGUCUUGGAUUAAAACCAGCAACAGUGAAAGAUCCUCGGCUUAAAAUUCCAGGCUCUACAGCAGUAUACAAAUGUAUUCCUUUGCACCAUGACCCUGGUAAUCUUUUUCAUUAUUAUUUUUUUGUUCACAUCUUUCACACAGACAAAAAUACCAGUCUCCUGUAUCAAAUUCUUUAAUGUUUCCUAUUCAUCUAAUGUCAUUCAAUAAACUUAAUCAGCAUUUCA